Symbiodinium necroappetens is the source of this 1386-nucleotide messenger RNA. Lineage: Eukaryota; Dinophyceae; Suessiales; Symbiodiniaceae. The record is from the annotation of a GenBank genome assembly.
AUGCCGACGCCUGUGACUCUUCAUAUCUACCAUGUCUCCACCAAUUCAACGGUGGGCACUGUGAAUGAGUACCUGGAGGCCAUUGGCACAGGGGCCUUCCACGCGGGAGUGGAGGUCAAUGGCGUGGAGUGGAGCUAUGGCUAUGCGCCUGACCGAACGGGUGUGUUUUCCAAUCCGCCGAAGGGAUGCAAGGCUCACGUUUACAAGGAUUCCUUGGACAUGGGCGAAACAUCCAAGACCGAAGCGGAGAUUGAUGAGAUCCUCGAGCAGCUAAAGGAAGAUUGGCCCGGCUUCGAGUACGAUCUGCUGCGACGCAAUUGCUGCCUCUUCAGCAAGGAAUUCGUUGAGAAGCUUGGCACUGGCCCUGUGCCCGGUUGGGUUACGAACCUGGCUGCUGCGGGUGCGACACUCCACGAUGGCAUCCUCAAAGGCAAGGAGAUCGCCGACAAAGCCGCUGUCAUGGCCAGAGCUAAGGCUGGAGAGAUCGAUGCGAAGUACAACAUCAGCGGGAAGGUCUCGGCCGGUGCAAAGGAAGUGAUGCUGGCGGCCGGACGCUUUGACGAGGAGUACAAAGUUCGAGAGAAGGCUUUUGCAGCUGCAGUUGCGGUGAAGGCCAAAGCCGGAGAGCUCCACCAGGCAGCGAAGGACAAGGCAGCCGAGAUACACAAGGACGCGGACGCAGACGGCGAUGGCGUGGUCAGUGCAGAGGAGAUGAAGGCCUACUUGAAAGAACAGCUGCGGGCGUCCCACGAAAAGGCCAUGAAGGCAGCAAAGGACCUGCACUCCAGCGUGGACAAGGAUGGAGAUGGCAAGAUCACCUUCGAAGAAGCGCUCAAAGCCAAGGAAGCUCAGCCAAGUGAUGUCCAACUCACAGGAUUGGACAUGUUUGCCAAUGUUCGCCAAGGCUACCCUGCAGGCGCCGAAGCAGCCGACGACUGGCAACAGGUGAGCAGUAGCCGGAAAAACCGAAGGAGGCCUAACGAAGACUUUGGUCCGUCGGAAUCCUUCUUCAGCAGCUCAUUCAACGACAGCCUUGGACGUGCUCACAUGGAACAGCCAGAGCCAUUCCUGUGCACGAAUCCAUGGAGUGGCUUCAAUGCAUCGGCAGCGCCCUUUCAGCAAAACCAGCAGUUCGCGGCGGCGAGGCAGCACCCAGAAGCGCCACAGCGGCCUGCGAGGCAAGACGCCUCCAGGGCGAGCGCUGGCACAGCCAAUCCCCGACAGCGAUGUCGGGAAGGUCAGGAUCAUGGGGAACGCCCUCCCCACACUUCGUACACAGGACAGGAUGCUCAGAGGCAAGCUCCGAAGAGUUGCCCAAGGCGUCCGCCCCGCCGGCCGGUCGCAGAGGACCGCUGCGAAGGUCCUGUGGACGACCGGAAAGUGCGC